AUGGCCCACCAAUCCCCUCUCAUCUCGAUCCCACGCAAGACGACAAGUGACGCCGACUGGGCCGGACCCAUUCGGUCCACAAUCGCGCACUCGUUCGGCGAGGCUCCUGACUCGUACGCUGAGGAAAUCGCUAUCCUCCAGCGAUGCCGCCAGGAUGCUGUGCGCGGCGCAAGCUCGGACACAACGGCGCGUGACCUGCUGUACAAGUACUUCGGGCAGCUUGAGUUACUCGAGCUCCGGUUUGCAGAGGUAAAGGUGUCAUUUGCAUGGCAUGACGCGUUCACAAACAAACUCACGACCCAAACCUCUCUCGCAUUCGAGAAGGCAUCUAUCAUCCACCUCCUUGCCAGCGUGCUCUCCUCGCUCGCCGCUUCGCAGUCCCGCGCCGACCCCGAAGGCCUCAAGCGCGCGUACUUCAACUGCCGUGCCACCGCCGGUAUGCUCACUUACAUCAACGAGAACUUCCUUCACGCUCCUUCGACCGACUUGAGCCGCGACGUCGUGCACAUCCUAAUCAACUUGUCGCUUGCGCAAGCGACCGAGGUGUUCAUGGAAAAGCUCGUUGAUGAGAAGAAGGCAGCGGGGCUCAUCGCGCGCACAUCCAACCAGCUCGCGACAAUGUACAAUAGCCUCUCAGACGAGAUCAAAGAGUUUACGGGCAAGGGCGUGUUCGACCGGUCGUGGAUGCGCCUCAUUGAGGCUAAAGCCAAGCUCUUCUCAUCCAUCGCUCAAUACCAGAAGGCCAAGGCCGACUCGGCGAGUGGCAAGUAUGGCGUAGCGCUGGUGCGGUACAAGAAGGCAGACGAGGACGCCAAGGACGCUCUGCGUAUCGCGCAGGGGUUCGCGUACCAGAUCAUAUCGGGAUCUGACCCCACACUGCCACAUGACGCCGGCACGUCCAUUGUCGAGAUUGCAAAGGUCCACGCCGCGGUUGUUGAAGAGGACAAGAAGCAGGCCAUCAAGGACAACGACCUCAUCUACCACGAUGCCCUGCCACCCGAGGCAUCGCUUCCGGCUAUCGACAAGCUCCCCCCCGCAACUCCCGUCGUCAUCCAGGAAGUGUACCAGAGCCCAGACGUGUCCAAGCUCAUCGGGCCAGACAUCUUUGCACGCCUCAUCCCGCUCGCGGUGCACGAGUCUGCGUCGGUAUACUCGGAGGAGAAGGCCAAGCUUGUGCGGGGCGAGGUCGAGCGUGUCGAGCUUUCCGAGGUCGAGGUGCGCGCGGCGCUUGAGCACCUCGGCUUGCCAGCUGCGGUGAACGCGUGGCGCAGAAUGGCCGACGGCGACGACGCGGACGCGGAUGUCGAGGUGUCGUCCGAGCUUGUGCGCAUCGCGAGCGACUUGCAGCGCUCGGGCUCAACCGACGCGCGCGUGCGCAACGUCGAGACCGAGCGGCAGCGUGUCGAGCGGGAGCUACAGGAACUGACGGCGCACCUCGACAACGAGAGCCGAGAGUGCGAGCGUGCGCGCUCCAAGCAUGCUCCGAACUUUACGCAGCCGCCCAGUGGUCCGCAGACUGCGUCGUUCCGGCAGACGAUCACUGCCAAUCUGUCGGCGGUGUCAAACGCCGCGACGAGCGACUCCCAGCUCGCCAAACUGUGGGCAGAGAUCCAGCCGGAUAUGGCAGUGCUUCAAGCCGGGCCUGACGCGCUACGUGCACAGGCGCGCGACGUCGCACUGGGCAAGACACAGACCGUGCAGCCUGCUCCAGGCGAGAGUCUCCUAGACUUUGCGGACGAGGAGCAGGUGCGGCCGCAACUUGACGCGGCGGAGGCGGACGCCCUGCGCGCUGCAGCCAAGGAGGCUGGGGACAAGUUGGACCGCUUGUCCAAGGUCCGGACGGAGCGUGACGAUGUCCUCAAGGAUCUGAAGGCCAAGAUCCAGAGCGACGACGUGUCCAAUCUCCUACUCCUGAACCGGCGUAGCAGCAAUGUAGAGCCCCAGCUCUUCGCGGCCGAGCUGGAGAAGUUCCGUCCGUACCAGAGCCGCCUCGGCAGCGCUCUGACCGCAAGCAAUAGCCUCACCUCGGAGCUGGAGGCAAUCGUGCAGAAGGUGGAGCGUGGUCGUGGUGUGCGGGAGCGUAAUCGUGGGGCGAAGGAAAAGGCGUCCCGUGUCAAGAGCUGGGAACGCCGCCUGCAACGUGCUGGCGCGACCCACGGCGAAGUGGCGAACGGCCUUGCCCGCGCAGAGGGGUUCUACGCGUCCAUUGAGGAGGUGAUCUCCGACCUGCGCCGCGAAAUCCGCUCCUACGUAGGCGCGCGCAACACCGAGCGUAACAAGAUGGUCAGCGACAUCGAGAUGCGUAACCGUAUCGGGGGGAGCGUUCGGUCUUCAGUCAGCCCCGCCGCAUCGCCACCUCCCCCGCUACCGCCGCAGGCCCUCUCAGCUCAAUUCGGCGGCCUCUCCCUUGGGAGCAGCCACCAGUCCCCACCGAAUGCUCCGUCCCCUCCAGCCAACCCAUACGACUUCUCGUCCCUCAGCCUCCCGAGCGCAUUCAGCACCGCGCCCUCGCCACCCAAGCCAUACUCAGCGGCUAAAGCCCCCUCGCCACCCGCGAAACCAUCUUACCCUUCCUUCCCGAGCGGGCGCACCAUGUCGCCAUACCCCGCCCCACCCCCGCCCCAGCCGCAGCGCCAGUAUUCCUCGGCCUAUCCCACGCCUAGCCAGUACCAGGCUGGCAACCAGGCUCCAUACCCACCGCCUCCUACUGGCCCCGCCUACCCUCCUACCUCGGGCACGACGCCCUACCCUCCCCCUACCUCCGGCUCGGCAUUCCCUCCUCCUCAUACUUCGAACUCGGCUUUCCCGCCGCCCCCGCCGCCCCCACCCUCGCGCUCCUACCCCACGACGGCCGGGUACUCGUCCUCGGCCCCAGCUCCACCCUCCGUUCCGCAGCACAGCUACCCGGGAUACACGCCGCCGCCGCCGCCGCCGCAGAGGCCGACAUACGCGCCGUAUCCCCCUCCACCUGGGCAGCCUCAGCAGUCAUACGGCCAGCCUCCACAGCAGUACGGUCAGCCGCAGCCUCCACAGCAGUACGGUCAACCGCAGCCUCCACAGCAGUACGGCCAGCCUCCACAGCAGUAUGGCCAGCCCCAGCAACAGUACGGCGGACACCGGUACUAG
Messenger RNA from Cutaneotrichosporon cavernicola, 3126 nucleotides. RefSeq lists its product as uncharacterized. Gene Ontology annotation, molecular function: protein binding. Bases 1 to 3126 code for a protein of 1041 amino acids. The record is from RefSeq and is a predicted model, not a curated record. Gene Ontology annotation, cellular component: endosome. The transcript has 3 exons. Lineage: Eukaryota; Fungi; Basidiomycota; Tremellomycetes; Trichosporonales; Trichosporonaceae. Gene Ontology annotation, biological process: protein transport to vacuole involved in ubiquitin-dependent protein catabolic process via the multivesicular body sorting pathway.